Molecule: messenger RNA, 3477 nt
Organism: Scophthalmus maximus (turbot)
Lineage: Eukaryota; Metazoa; Chordata; Actinopteri; Pleuronectiformes; Scophthalmidae
Product: interferon alpha/beta receptor 2
Exons: 6
Coding region: 1962-2708 (248 amino acids)
Molecular function (GO): protein binding
Source: RefSeq, a predicted model, not a curated record
UUUAUUUCAAUGAUACGAAACACUGACAACUGAUAUUUUGAUGGGUAAUUCUCAUUUCAAGAUGGGUGUGCUGCACUUACAUUGAGCUAAGCCCGUACCAACCAAUACAGUUUGAUAUGAGUUUUGUUUUCCAACAGUUUAAGUCCUGCAAACAGUAACUGCUUCAUAUUAUUUCCAAUAAAAAUACUUUUUUUUUUCAUGUCAAUCAUCUAAUACAAGUAGAACAAUGAUGCCUAAUUGGGCUAGAUCCAGUAGAACCAACCAAUUUUGUCUGAGGUGACAAGCGACUUCAAUGAACUGAUGAGAUUUGUCAAAUUUCUCUUAUAUCUCUGCUGAGAAAGUAAUGUUUUCACCCCUGUUUUUUUUUUGGAGGGGGGGGGGGUUCCAGUAGUUUAGUAGACGCAAAAAAAAUACAGAUUGCUUCGUAAUUUGGUGGAAAGAUGGGACAUGGUCCAAGAAAGAACCAAUAAAAUUGUGGUGCUGAGUGUUUGUUUGUUUUUUUGGGGGUUUUUUUGUACAUGUUCACCCUUUUCCCAGGGAAUGAUGCAUGUAACUUGUUGGGGGAAAAACAUGUGGUGUUGUUUGUGUAAAUAUCGGGGGACUGACGUGGCUCUACUGAGUACCAUUGUGGUUUGUGCAGUAAAGAGAGUUUGCUGAAUCUGACUUGAAACACUUUAGGAAGUUUAGGAUAAGAGUUUAAAACGUUGCUCCAUAUAGUUUAUUUUAUCAUAUUUCAGACAGCUGAGUUACCUCUCACAAUCUAAACGGAAUAAUUUGUAAAGCCAGAUGAAUAUACACCACAGCCCAUGAGACUGAUGGUGAAAAUGUACAGUAUACACUUACGGUGGUUUAAUCAGCAGCUGGAUGGCUUUGUAAGGGAAUACUUUUCUAUAAUGCAAGGAUUUCAGCCCUGCAAUGUGAAAGCUCAAGGGAAUUGGGGUUUGCUGUAGAAUUUGCUAUAGAUUUCAUGUAAAUGCACUCAAAAAACACCAGCGUCAAUGUUCUUUGCAUCCUUGGAUGGCUUUUACAGUUUGCUUGUGCAGUUUUUGUUUUGUUGUGUUUAGAGUCCGACCGAUAUUGGAUUUUACCGAUGACGAUAUUACAGAGAAAAAAGAGUGAGGAAACAUUUGACUUUUUAGCAUUUAAGCUGAAGGAUGUUAGGUGCACAACAUUUAUUCAGCUGUAUUGUUCUGAAUAUUACUGAUGAUGUUUACCAGUGCAAAAUCAUUUCAAAAUGGGAUUUUAUCUUCAAGCAUUGUCCUUUGACAUGCACCAGAUAUUGAAUUUGUGAAAAAGUUUAGUAAAUGGGAAUAGUUUGCAAAAAAGGUCCUCAUGUUGUAACUGUGAGCUGCUUAAUUUAUAAUUUUGUUGUCACAUUUGUCAUUUUUUAUACUCUGGUCUAUUUUGAAUUAAUUAAUUAUAUAGUCAACGAUCAUACACAUUGCAGCAGGAUAGUUAGGUUAUACAUGUAUAAUUAGAAUUUUAACUCCGUGCCAAGAUAGUCAAAGUGUCCUGUUAUUCAGUCUGCAGCUGUAGACACGUAUAGUAUGUUUCACAAUAAUAAUAAAAAUGUAGCUGGUAAAUGUUGCUCUGUCAGUUGAAUUAUUGCAUUAAAAGCAGGUGCACAUCUUCCAUGUGUUGUUCAAGUUCACUAUGUACAGAAACAGUUACCUUAGCACAGAAAAGUACAACCAAUUAAACUGGGACAGAUCAGAAACAAAGUAAAGGUAAUGCCAAGUGUGUGUUUAUGUCCUGCGUCUAUAUGAAAGCUCACUGAGUCAGAUACAGAAAAAGAUUUGAAGGGCAAAAUACACAGGGAGGGACUUCUGGGGAAAUAGAAACUCAGCACUACAUGAGAACAACAACCCCCACACAUACUCCCAUUUCCCUCCCAUCCCUCUAUAUGUUGUGUGCUCUAAAGCAAAACAAGAGCCGUAGCAUUUUGCGAAAGACGUGUGACAAUGGGUCUGUGGACACUGCUUCUUCUGCAUUUACACGUUGUGUUUUGUGUUUCUCUCCCAGCACCUUCCAAUGUCUCCAUCUCUUCCUUUAACAUGGAGCAUACAGUCAACUUCCUGCCAGGUCCCAGGACCCCCUCCGACACCCACUUCACUGUCCAAAUCGUCCAGCAGAGGAAGAGCUCGUGGAGACCAGUGGUAGGUUGUUUGGAGCUGACACCUGGACAGAUGUGCAACCUAACUAGAGUGUUUAAGAACCCGUACACUCAAUACAAAGCCCGUGUCCAGGCCUUCACACCCAGCCUGACAUCCAACUGGACCGUAACAGGCUGGUUCCUGCCUCUGUCAUCCACUGUGCUGGGACCUCCCAACGUGUCUGUGUCUGGCUGUGGGAACUGUUUGAUCCUACUGCUCAAAGCUCCUGCAACUAAGAGCCUCCAGCUGGAGAACCUCUACAGAGGAGUCAUUCUCAAUGUGCAAAGGACCAGAGAUGGGGCACAGUUCAGACUGAAUCUGCCAUAUAGUGAGGAGAAGGUGAUCAUGUACCUGCAGCCAGGUACAGAGUACUGUGUGACCGUCUCUGUGACAGCGUUCUUUAACAACAACUCUGUCUCCAGUAAACCUUACUGUGCCUUCACCAGCCAUCCUCCACCCAGAAGCUCAUUGUAUGUGGUCUUUGGCCUGCUGGGUGCUUUCUGUAUGCUGGGCUUCCUCAUCACCCGAUUUGUUGUUCAUGGUUGUCAGCUGUAGCUUCAAGUUUCUAAGAUGAAAGCCUGUCCACAACUGUGGUUACUGAUCCAACUCAAGAAUUAUUAGAGAUGAGAUAAAGUUCAAACUGAUAUGAAAUGAUUAGCAGAUGUAGAAGAUUAAUGAGUUAGUCAACCAAAUGCUUUAAUAGUCUACAGCCAUGAAGUCCGAUUGUCCCAUGAGCAGUCCCAACCUAGAGUCUCCUACUAGUUUCAAAAGCCUGAUAGAUGUUAUUCCUCUGUACCUUAAUGCUCCAUUGUUUCUGAAAACUAUGAUAAACACAUCACUGAGCCUGUGAUAUGUUCCUUCAUUCCAAUGAACACACAAACUUUGAUUAUUUUGACUUGAUCCCAUACACACUAUCUUGUUGCCCCACCUAAUUGGAACAUUAACAACAUGUUAUCUAAUUGUUUUUGUAAUUCUAGGUAUCAGUUGGGUAGAGAUUAGAGCAACUGUUAGCCAACUGUGUCCUCUCUCUCUCUCUCUCUCUCUCUUUUUUUCUUUUCUGCCCACCUCUCCUCUCUCCCCCAUUUUUCUCAUCUCAGCCCAACCGUUCGGGGCAGAUGUCCGUUCUGCUGGAGAUUUCUUCCUGUUAAAAGGAUUUUUUUUUCUCUCCACAGUCGCUAAGUGCUUGCUCAUUGUGGCAACUGUUGUGUUUCUCUGUAAUAUUGUGAGGUCUCAACCUCAAUAUGUAAGGUGCCUUCAGAUAAUCUAUGUUGUGAUUGGGCGCUAUGCUAAUAAAAUUGAAUUGUGAAAUCAUUGUGAUUUUAAA